UUUUACCUUAAAAAAGUAUCAAAGGUUAUUUAUAUUUGCUCCAUUGGGCCUUAACACUUUGCUUAUGGAAACACUAUGCUGAUUCCUGUGAUUGUUUACAAUUUUGGUUUUUUGUUAGUCUUGCAAAAUCACUUGCUCCUUUUUUUUCCUCAUGCCCAGACAGAGCAAAGUGUAGUUAUUCCAUGUCAAAUGAAUGCAUAUACUUACUUAUAAGUUAGAAGUGUUUCUGACUGUGAGAAAGCUUCUUUCUAAUCCACCUGAGUGUCUUGAGUCUGCAGGCCAUUAUUGUGGUUACUAGCAUAAAGUAAUCCCAGCAGCUUUAGAGGAAAGGAAAUUGCCACUCAACCAGUAUCACUCCUGAAAGAAUGGGGAGAGGAGACUUAGAUUUUAAAAAGAAUAAUAUAAAAAUGUAGAAGUGCACUGAUGCAGAGUUGGUUUUCAUAUUGCGUAUUGCUGGAUAGUUAUCUCUCUGUAUGUUUUUUGUUAGAGAAGUAAUGUUUCCUCUAAUGUUGGAGAAGUAAUGUCUGGUUUAAUAAAAUAGGAUUUAUAUCAGUUACCUUCCCAGCAGACUUCUAAAGCUUGUGUAACUCUCCCUAGAAUAUCAUGAUGAAAGGUAUGUGUCUAGAAACAGUGUGUCAUUUAAUAUUCUUGUUCCCUGUGAUUUAAUAGAAAAUAUGUGGAGAAAGUAUAUAGUAUGCUUUUAAUGCAGCAGUGACUCUGAUAUGAUGCUGGUCCUGAUCUGUUGUUUGUUGUGGGUGUCUUUUUUAAUGGCAUCUGCAUGGGUAGGACUGGUUUAUGAUUUCCAGAUGUUGGUAUACAUGAUUUUAGGCCAAGUUUCUGGCUCUGUCUGUGCAUGAACUGGAGGACAGAGUUGGUCACUGUGGUUCUGAUGCCAUGGAUGAAGCUUAUGAGGUCUGGUUGUCCUGAGACCAUCUCCACCUAUGUGUUUACCAUUCCAGGCAUAGCUCUGCCAGUAAGGGAAUUCACCCAGCUGCAUUAUACAUGCUUUGGAAUAGUCCACCAGGAAAAGAUGUUGGUGACUAUCCCAGAAAUACACUGCUCUGAAAAAAAAGAGAAAGUAAAUCACUGGGAGGAAUUACCUCUCUGAGCUGCCCAUACCAGGACAGUCAUUUAGUUCAGAGGGACAUGCAGGACACUGUCCCAAGUAUACCAUUAAGCCAAAUACCAUGAGUGAUAAUGUUAUUCUUUAUGCCUUUCUGUAUAGUUAGAACCUGUCAUAAAAGACUGGAGGCCAGUUUCCAUCACUUUUGGCGCAAGUAUAAACCAGGAGCAGUUCUGUUUGCAUUACUAUAGCUGUAAACUGUGAAGUAUCUCUUAUCAAGAGACAAAUUUAGUUUAAUGUGGAAUGAGGGUGGGUGCUACUGUACUACAGGUUUCAAGGAGUUGCAAUUCAGUCUGACCCGUAUCACAUUGUCCACAGUGUUUCAGUUUUGAAGCAGUUCUCCCAAGACCAGUUGAGAUCAUGAAUCUGGAAGCAUUUUUCAUUCUUUUAAGGUGAAAACUGUCAUAGAAGUGAAUGUGAUGACUGGCAAGGCAAAUUACAUUCUCAGUGCUUUAAAAAUGGCGAGAUUUUGUUUGUCAUUUGUUGUUGAAGCUAUCCUGAUGAGUUUUCAUUUUUGCUGAUGUUAUGCAAUUUUGAAGCAAUAGUUUUGAUUUUUAAGUUCCCCUAUACAAAGUUUUAAUUGACAGUAUGUGGUUUGGGAUGAAAUGAAAAAUCUCUUGUCAUGAUUGUUGAUUCAAGCACAGUACAGGGAGUGCUGGAAGUCUAAAGGCAAUUGAGUUCCUGCAACGGACUGGUGAAUCAGGCCUAAGCAAAGGAGUGGCCAUCCUGUCAUUAACAUCUGCCACUUUAUUGCCUAAGCAGAAAAGAUGGUCUUAGACCACAAUGACUUUGGUUAGAGCUCUCCCAUUAGCAUCAGCCUCUGAAGGAUCCAAACCUAAAAUGCGUGUGCUUGAUCACUACUGAAAAUAAGGUGAGCCUGUUCCUUUGUCUCCUGUCAGUAAAGAAAAUGCUUCUUUAUUCCAAGGAAGUAGUGGUGAUGUUGUUUGCAGAUGUUUUUAUUUCUUUUUUCAUUUCUGUUAGCUUUUGAGUAAGGACAAUGGUUAAUUAGAUAGCAGAUACCAUCAAGAACCAGGGUGCAAAAAAAGCAUUUCAUAGAGUUGAUUCACUGCAGUAUUUUUGUGAAGGUCAGGUCUUAUAGUUUUCUAUUUUGCGUUCUUGAAUGUGGGAAUACAUGAGAUAGCAAGUCUGUUUGUCCCCCAGCCUAGCAUUGCACAGUCUUCAGUCUUCAUUUCCAAGCAGAGGAAGAAGAAAAAAAUAAGCUCUUAGCAGAGUUGUAUCUCUUAAGAUAAGCAGUGAAAUACAAGCCAGCAUUGUAUUUUUGUAUUUUGUAAAGUUACAGAAAGAUGAAAGAGGAACAGCCUCUGCUUUUAUUGCAGGAUACUGAACAGAGGAUUCUCCAGACACAAAAUGUAUAGGAAGUUCUUGCUUGUUCUGAUUCUGUACUGGGAAAUGAAGCCUUUCAGGGAGGCUUUCAAGAGGAAGAGCCAAUAAAUUGCUCUGAAGUUGAUACAAGCUUCUUUGGGAAAAAGAGCAGGGCCUGGAAAGCCUGUGAUAGAGAGCAGCUGUUUUCAGAUAUUUGCAUUAAAUCUCAGAUGUGCUUCCUGCCAGCUACUGCAGUGCAGAAGAUUAACAGUCAUGUCCAUAGCACUCAAGCAAGUCUUUAAUAAAGAUAAGACUUUCCGCCCAAAACGCAAGUUUGAACCUGGAACCCAGAGGUUUGAACUUCACAAACGAGCGCAAGCAUCUCUCAGCUCAGGUGUGGACUUGAAGGCAGCUGUGCAGUUGCCCAGUGGAGAAGACCAGAAUGACUGGGUGGCUGUUCAUGUUGUCGACUUCUUCAAUAGGAUCAACCUCAUUUAUGGAACUAUCUGUGAGUUCUGCACAGAGAGGACCUGCCCAGUGAUGUCUGGAGGCCCCAAGUAUGAGUAUCGGUGGCAGGAUGACUUGAAGUACAAGAAGCCCACAGCAUUGCCAGCACCCCAAUAUAUGAAUCUUCUCAUGGACUGGAUCGAGGUGCAAAUCAACAAUGAGGAUAUAUUUCCCACAAGUGUAGGUGUUCCCUUUCCAAAGAACUUUCUCCAGAUCUGCAAGAAGAUACUCUGUCGGCUUUUUCGGGUGUUCGUUCAUGUCUAUAUCCAUCACUUCGACCGCAUCAUCCUUAUGGGGGCUGAGGCCCAUGUCAACACCUGUUACAAGCAUUUUUAUUAUUUUGUGACAGAGCUCAACCUCAUAGACCGCAAAGAACUAGAGCCUUUGAAAGAGAUGACAACCAGGAUGUGUCACUAAAAACUACCCACUGAACAAAAGCAAGGUCCAGUUUCCUUCCUACUGCAGUGUUGAAGAAUAUGACAGCCCUCAUAGACUGAGCCUGCUUGUUAAUCCCUGAAAGCAGGAAAGUUGGGAGCCACAGUUACUGUCACAGAUGCUUCUCUCCAGUGUCAUCAAUGUUGUUAACCCUAAAUAUGCUGCUAGGAACCUCAUCUGAGCAACAUGGAUUAUUGAGAAAAAGAAGAAUUAUAUCAGUUCUAGCUCCUUCAUCAGGGAUAAGAACCUCUUCAGUCACAAACAAUGGCAGAUAGUGUCCCUGCUGCUAAAGCUUUACUGAAAUUCAGGUCCUUGGGCUGACCUCCAGACUAGCUGUUUCGGAAUGAAAUCUGCAAUUUUGCUUUCUUUUUCUUUUUUUCUCUUGGUAUGCACUUUCUUUCCUAACUGCAACAGACUCUUAAGAGGUUCUGGAAUCAAAGAAGACUUAGCCUUUAAUGCCCCCUACCCUGCUCCAGGCCACCCAAAGCUUGGCCACCAUUCCCAAAUGCUAGCAAGCCUUGUGUUUCCAGGAAGACAGCCAUGUUCUUCAGCUGAACAGGCAGUUUAUUCUUCAUUGUGACUCAUAAUUUAAUGACAAUGGAAGGGUUUCUGAUUUCAACUACACAAACAGGCAUCCAGAUACAGCUCUGCAGUGCUGAGGUAUUUUUCUUGAAUUCAUGCUGUGACUGACAGCAAACAUUCUCAGUAUCUCUAUAUUACAUUAAA
Messenger RNA from Motacilla alba alba, 4114 nucleotides. It is a transcript of the gene MOB3B, whose product is annotated as MOB kinase activator 3B. The record is from RefSeq and is a predicted model, not a curated record. The coding region runs from base 2720 to 3370 and encodes 216 amino acids. Gene Ontology annotation, cellular component: nucleus; cytoplasm. NCBI's taxonomy places the organism in Eukaryota, Metazoa, Chordata, Aves, Passeriformes, Motacillidae. Gene Ontology annotation, biological process: positive regulation of protein phosphorylation; signal transduction. Gene Ontology annotation, molecular function: protein kinase activator activity. The transcript has 4 exons.